Molecule: messenger RNA, 1005 nt
Organism: Ectocarpus sp. CCAP 1310/34
Lineage: Eukaryota; Phaeophyceae; Ectocarpales; Ectocarpaceae
Source: the annotation of a GenBank genome assembly
AUGUUCUGGAAAAAACUUGACAGUCUCGUGCGGCGUAUCCCCGCUAAGGAGUGUCUUUUCGUGCUCAUGGAUGCCAAUGCCCAGACCGGAGGAGGGAUAGCCAGGGAAAACGAAGGAACCAUGGGCGAGUACGGGCGCAAUGAGCUGAACGACAACGGUCGGCUGCUGCUGACCUUCGCCACAGACAACAGACUAGCGGUCCUCAACACCUUCUUCGACACACGGAGGAGCGGGAUAUGGCAUACGUUCAACGGCCCGUCGGGACGCGAACGUAGGUGCCUCGAUUACAUCCUGACGCGCCAAUCACACCGCGGCCGAGUGUCCAACAUGGAGGUCGUAUCUCAGCCAGUGCGCCCAGUCAGCGCGGACUCAGACCACAACAUCGUAGUAGCCACCGUCGAUCUCGGUGGCCGGCUGGCCCACAACCGACCUAUCCGGACAAACCCCAAACGGCGGCAGUUCAACCGACAGGAUCUGCAGGUCGAGGCAGCGCGAUGGGCGGUAUCCCAACGGUUUCUCUGCAACUUGCUCGCGAGGUCGGGCGCGCCGGCGACCACCGCUCAGGAAAUGGCGAAGGAGUUCACGGAGGCCCUGGUUGGCGCGGCGGAGACGGAGCUGUCUGAGGAACCCCGGAGGCGGCGCACCCCGGAAUGGAACAUGACCUCCGCGGCACGGGCAGCCCUGGCGACCGCCCUUGACAAGCGACGGGCGGCGCGGCAUGCCUUCAAGGCCAGACCGAACGCAGCAACGUGGAGCAUCUUCAAAGCAGCGUGCAAGGGGGUGAAGGCAACAAUCGCAACUAGCAUCUACGACCACCUGGAAAGAUACGUGACGGAGCUCGAAGCGAUCUACCAGGACCGCGACAUGCGGGGGCUGUACCAACACCUCAAGCGGUCAACGGGCCUCAGCGGGAGACAAGCUGGGGGGCAGCAGUUCGUUACAGACGAGAACGGCGUGCUGCUCCGGAACAAGAAUGCCAUCCUCAAGCGGUGGAGGAGAUUCUGC